This is a messenger RNA of Diaporthe amygdali, 2343 nucleotides long. RefSeq lists its product as uncharacterized. Gene Ontology annotation, biological process: positive regulation of transcription by RNA polymerase II. Lineage: Eukaryota; Fungi; Ascomycota; Sordariomycetes; Diaporthales; Diaporthaceae. Gene Ontology annotation, molecular function: sequence-specific DNA binding; DNA-binding transcription factor activity. Gene Ontology annotation, cellular component: nucleus. The record is from RefSeq and is a predicted model, not a curated record. The transcript is spliced from 3 exons. The coding region runs from base 1 to 2343 and encodes 780 amino acids.
AUGAUGGAGACGAGCCUCGUUAUCAAUAGAGGGGUCGAAGCCAACAGCACAACACCCUCAACAAGCGAUGGGUUGAAUUGGAGCCGAAACCAUCAUCUUCCUGGUGCUGGAUACGGAAGCCGUCUGCCGACACCCGAAUCUAGCUCGAGUGGAAAGACACAAUUUGUGCCAGAUGCAUCAGGCUUGUCAGCUCAGUCUAGUGAUUUCGACACUACGGGUCAAAUUGCGCCCCCAGGAACGAAGCCACGAGUAACAGCGACAUUAUGGGAGGACGAGGGUAGUUUAUGCUUCCAAGUUGAGAUCAGGGGCAUCUGCGUAGCACGCAGGGAAGACAACCACAUGGUUAACGGCACUAAGCUGCUCAACGUCGCAGGCAUGACGAGAGGGCGACGUGAUGGCAUGUUGAAAAGUGAAAAGGUGCGCCACGUAGUUAAGAUUGGUCCAAUGCAUUUGAAGGGCGUUUGGAUUCCCUUCGAGAGAGCACUUCACUAUGCAAACGCGGAGAAGAUCACCGAGCUCCUUUAUCCAUUAUUUGUACACAAUAUUGGAGCCCUUCUUUACCACCCAGUGAACCAGAACCGAACUACGCAAGUUAUGCAGGCUGCUGGCCGUCGCCAGCGGGACAACGUCGAGCAUCCUAAAGCAGUUCCUCUCCGUUCUCUGCCGCAUCCUCAUGACCAUCCAGCAGACGGCCUCCCGUCACAGCAACCUCCGUCUUUCAUUAGCCGUCCUUUAUUAGACAGAGCACACACAUUCCCCACGCCUCCUGCUAGUUCUAGCACAAUAAUAAGCUCGAUCUCAGAGGACUAUUCCUAUCGGCCACACAUCUUACAAUCAGCUGAGAACCACAAGACUGAGAUGCAAGAAUUGGAAGUUAAGGUUGAGGACAUGAGCUCUCCAGAGAAAGAUUACAACAAACAACCCUCGCUGAUGAUGCGACGCGAAGACGAGCAAACCCAAGGGAAUUAUCCGCCAAAUACAGUGACCGAGGCACUGGAGAUCGCGCGUGACAGCCCAGACGGGGCGUCAGACCCAGUGGUCAGCAAAGUUCUCGAGUCGACGCUCGAGCAGCUGUGGGGCCGCGUCACGGCGCAGCCCGAGAGCUACAUCAUGUCGAGGGACGAGUUCGCUGUAUUCAACUUCUACCAGCACAGGUUCGUGGGCAACAAGCUAGCUUUCGCCGCGAGGAUGAGAUUCUGGGACAAUAUCUACGCAAAUCGAGGCCCGCUUACUGCCGACAGUGUUAGUACUAGAACCAGCUCCGUCAGUGAGAAUGAAGGAACUAUCUACGAUGGAACCACAUGGUAUGGACCUACGUGGUUGUCCACGACCUCAGAUAUGGUUGUCUGUGAAGCCUAUCUAUAUAAUCCUUUGGAAUCGGAAGCAGUCAAGAAGGUGAUCCACGCUUUCCAGGAGCAUCAAGGCAAUUCUGAUAGGAUCGGAGGACCAGGCUCCCAGUCAUGGAGCCCUUCACCUUCUGCCUCUCAGACUGGUCAAAGGGAGGGUUCGAAACGGAAGUUAGGAGAUGACCAGACGCAAAGAGACCAAGGGCCAGUGGCAAAGAAGGGCCGAAAACAAGUACAAGAUGGACAACCCCGACUUGCUUGUCAUUUUCAGAAAAUGGACCCAGUUAAAUGGGCUCGCUGUGGUAUGCGUGAGGCUGGCUUUGCCAGAAUAUCCGAUAUCAAACAGCAUUUCAGGAGACACCACAUGCGAGACCCAAACUACUGCCCUAUAUGCGGAGUAACAUUCCCAUCGGAGGAAUUGAAAAACGACCAUAUCCGGCAGUCUCGUGCCAACCCCGGCAUGUGCCCGGAGCGCUCCACACCCCACCUCCCAGAUGGACUCUCACACGAUAAACUUCGGCUUUUGACUGAGAGAGUCAAGGCAUCAUUCGAUAUUUCUGAACAAUGGUACAGCAUUUGGGCCAUACUAUUCCCAGAUGUUGCGCCACCACCGGCCUACACAUACGAUCUCUCCGACAGACUGCACAAUUCUGUGCGAGAUUUGUGCUUAUUUCUGGGAACUGAAGGUCCUGCGAUUGGACAGUCCGUUUUGGAACAGGAAAAUGUCAUCAUCGGCCCCUCGAGUGCUGCCAAUGUCGAUUUGGCAGAUUUCAACAUGGAAUCGUUUACCAGACGGGUACUUUCUAGGGUAUUUAACGAGACUGUGCAAAGCUGGAUUGCCCAAGAGAGCUCUGAGAGGAGUCGGCAGACUGGCCGCCGCCUAGACACCGGAUCCGCGGGUCAAGCGAUUAUGGCUAUACCACUGACGCCUGUCUCGGGCUCGAGCAACAGCAAUCGUGUUUCAACCUCCCCUAGGAGAUCAACUCCUCCAGGAUGA